AUGAGGCCUCUCACUGAUGUCGAAACGCAGACGUUAUUCACAAAACUGGCCAACUACACUGGUCGCUCGCUAACCCAACUCAUCGCACCCUCCGACUCUUCGGACGACGACAGUGAUCGCCAUGUGUUCCGCCUGCACGAGUCUCGAGUCUAUUAUGUUCGAUUAUCGCUUGCCAAUCUAGCAACAGCGGUUGCUCGAGACAAUCUGCUUUCGUUGGGCACCUGUGUUGGUAAAUUCACGAAAACUGGAAAAUUCAGGUUGCACAUAACAGCGCUGGAUGUGAUUGCACCGCACGCACGAUACAAGGUGUGGGUCAAACCAAACGGAGAAAUGCCUUUUCUUUAUGGUGGCAAUGUCGUCAAGGCACAUGUUGGCAGAUGGAGCGAAGACUGUCCUGAACAUUCUGGGGUGGUUGUCCUCGCCAUGGAUGACACGCCACUUGGAUUUGGGGUGACGGCCAGGUCAACCGCGGAAGCAAGGAAGUUAGAACCAACGUCUGUGGUGGUCUUCCGACAGGGCGAUGUGGGGGAAUACCUGAGAGAAGAGGACAGUUUGUUUACAACUUGA
This is a messenger RNA of Exophiala spinifera, 567 nucleotides long. RefSeq lists its product as uncharacterized. Gene Ontology annotation, cellular component: nucleus; nucleolus; preribosome, large subunit precursor. Bases 1 to 567 code for a protein of 188 amino acids. NCBI's taxonomy places the organism in Eukaryota, Fungi, Ascomycota, Eurotiomycetes, Chaetothyriales, Herpotrichiellaceae. Gene Ontology annotation, biological process: ribosomal large subunit biogenesis; ribosome assembly. The transcript has a single exon. The record is from RefSeq and is a predicted model, not a curated record. Gene Ontology annotation, molecular function: RNA binding.